Molecule: messenger RNA, 8351 nt
Organism: Siniperca chuatsi (mandarin fish)
Lineage: Eukaryota; Metazoa; Chordata; Actinopteri; Centrarchiformes; Sinipercidae
Gene: kif26ab
Product: kinesin family member 26Ab
Exons: 16
Coding region: 330-6449 (2039 amino acids)
Biological process (GO): microtubule-based movement
Molecular function (GO): ATP binding; microtubule binding; microtubule motor activity
Source: RefSeq, a predicted model, not a curated record
CACAAGGUGCUCCUCCGCUCUCAGACCUGCAGCGCCCAAAGAUCAGGCAUGAGCAGCCUUAGGGUGGCUUGAAAAGUAUUUCACUGGAUGUAAACCUUUUUAUGCACGCCUGAUGGAUUGUACUGCUUUAUUGUGUUCUCGGACUACUGGAAAUCUGAGAGGUUAUUUUACGCACACGUGCCAGCGCUCACCGUGAGUCACUGAAUGUCCGGAUUAAAAAACCUUGUGGAUCUUUUUGGAGGGUACGAGAGAAAUGAAUUAAAUGGAGAUACAGAUCGAAUAGGUGUCCCGAGGAGUGGAAUAUUUUCUAGGCUACACUCGCAGCCCACAUGGCUUUGCCAAACUCAUCGGGGUCUCCAGGAGCUGGGAAGCCCAACCCCAGCGUCAUAGACCUGGGGACAAUCUUCGUUGACUCCGACAUCAUAUUUGGAUUUACAAGUCACCUGCUAAAGAGAAAAACAAAGGUGGAGGGAUGCCCGAGCGGGGAGUCUCCGGUAACCCACAGGAAAAGACUUCACUCUGCAGAGGACGCGCGGUGCAGCAGCCGGCCUCCUCCUGAGGGCGCCGGGUCGGUUUCCAUCUCCGAGUCGGAGGAGAAGGGAGGCUUUUGCCAGCAAUGUCAAAAGAAAGUCACAGAGCUGAAAAAGCAGGCCCUAGCCCUGGCAGAUCAAAAUUUAUUGAAGGACCCUGGAUAUGCAACCUUCCUGUUCGAGCAGCUCCAAACACCUGGGAGCCAUGAAGCUGGUGUCAGCUGUUGCCAGGUGUGCUCCACACCUCUCCGCCAACUGAGGCAGGAGGCCUUGCAGACGCUCCACGCCCCCGUCCUCACCUUCAGCUCAGACAUGGCAGCCUUGCCCACUACAUCCUUUUUACCACAGCCUGCUAGAUUCACUGUGUCAUCCUCCCCUGUCCAUGCAAAACAACUGUCCAAAGGCCAACCAGUUGCCCACUCUGUCCUGCCCUUGGGAGAGCAGCACAGGGUACCAGGCUGGUCGCAGAGCCCCUCUGUCUCUUCAGGGCCUAAGACAAGUGUCCAGGUGACAGUGGCAGGAGGGCAGCUCAGUGGAUCUCUGAGCUCCGUUACUAUUCAGGCACAGCAGUACCUCGAGGGCAUGUGGAGCAUCUCCAGGGUCAACACCUACCUCCCUCAGCCCAAACCGGCCCAGGGUUUGAUGGGGGAAGUAGACAGGGAUGUCACAGCCUUAGAGGCCCCAGUCACCACUAUGACCACCUGCACCAGCAGCACCAGCAGCAGCAGCACCCUGACGCCCUGCCGACUGAGGAGCUCCAGCCAACCGGGACUCCCAGCGCCCAUCACCAAUAUAUCCACCUCCCCCUCUCCAUCCUCAUCUGCAGCAGCCUCCUUCUUCAUUAGGGCAGCUCAGAAGCUGAACCUGUCCUCCAAACGGAAGAAGCACCAGCCCUCACUGCUCCACCCACAGGAGCCCUCCAUUUACCCCACCAACUUCAGUGGCAUCCUGCAGGUCUCGCCGCCCCCUGCCCCGCCAUGCCUGCUCCGAGCCGUCUCCAAAGUGAAAGAGAACCCAGGGAUGGGAAAGGUGAAAGUGAUGAUGCGUAUCUGUCCAUCUCUGGAGGCUGCAGACUCCUCAGAGUCUCAGUCCUUCUUGAAAGUGGACAGCAGAAAGAAGCAACUGACCCUCUAUGACCCUGCAUCCAGCCCACACUCCAGUUCAGGACACAGGAGAUCCGCCACUGUGGCUGUUCCAAAGAUAUUCGCCUUCGAUGCUGUUUUUACCCAGGAUGCCUCACAAGCUGAGGUGUGCUCAGGGACAGUAGCUGAGGUCAUCCAGUCUGUGGUGAACGGUGCAGACGGCUGCAUCUUCUGCUUCGGCCAAGUCAAGCUUGGCAAGACAUACACCAUGAUUGGCAAAGACAGUUCCACUCAGAGCCUAGGCAUUGUGCCCUGUGCCAUUUCUUGGCUCUUCAAGCUCAUCAAUGAGCGCAAGGAGAAGACAGGCACGCGCUUCUCUGUCCGAGUGUCUGCGGUGGAAAUCUUUGGGAAAGAUGAGGAGCUGAAGGACUUGCUGUCUGAGGUAUCAACAGGCAGCGUGCAAGAGGGCCAGUCCCCGGGCAUCCAUCUGAGAGAGGAUCCCAUCUGUGGAACUCAGCUCCAGAAUCAGAGUGAGCUACGUGCCCCGACGGCUGAGAAAGCCGCCUUCUUCCUGGAUGCAGCCAUCGCCGCACGCAGCACCAGCAGACCCAGUGCAGAUGAGGAAGAGCGACGCAACUCCCACAUGCUGUUCACACUGCACAUUUACCAGUACCGCAUGGAGAAGAGCGGCAAGGGUGGAAUGUCAGGCGGACGGAGCAGGCUGCACCUUAUCGACCUGGGGAGCUGUGAAAAGGUCCUGAGUAAAAGCAGAGACGGAGGGGGAGGCUUAUGUCUUUCUCUAAAUGCGCUGGGAAAUGUCAUCAUGGCUUUAGCAAAUGGAGCAAAACAUGUACCUUACAGGGACAGCAAACUGACAAUGUUGCUGAGGGAGUCCCUUGGCAACAUCAACUGCAGAACCACCAUGAUCACCCACAUCUCCGAUUCCCCCACCAACUACGCUGACUCCCUCACCACUAUCCAGCUGGCAUCCCGCAUCCACCGCAUGAGGAAAAAGAAAUCUAAGUAUGCAUCCAGUUCAUCUGGUGGAGAAAGUUCCUGUGAGGAAGGGAGGAUCCGCCGGCCGCCCCACCUCAGGCCCUUCCACCCUCGGACUGUAGCCCUGGACCCAGACCUGCCCUCAAUGCUCAGUGACCCAGACUACUCCUCCAGUAGUGAACAGUCUUGUGAUACUGUCAUUUACGUAGGCCCUGGGGGAACUGCGAUCUCAGACAGGGAGCUUAGUGACAAUGAAGGCCCACCUGCCUUCGUUCCAAUCAUCCCCUCCCUGAACAAGAAGAAGUCUGCAAAAGAGGGCCCCCUGGACAGAGACCAGUUCUUUAAAUGCAACACAUUUGCAGAGCUGCAGGAGAGGCUUGAGUGUAUAGAUGGCAGUGAAGAACCCACUGCCUUUGUUGGAGAGGGCAAGCGAAGCCAGGCUAGCCCCAAGACAGACAAAUCUAAGGAGAGCCAAGGCUCUGUUUCACCAAAGACUGUAGCAAAUAUUUCUUUCACCCAAGAGGGCAUUUCACCCAAACAAUCUCCUAAAUCUGUUGCCACACAACCAUCCUGCAGUCCCAACACUAAAUCUAAACUGGACAAUGCCAAGACACAAUGCAUACCUGCAGACAGGGCACCAUCUGACAGUGUUCAAAAUGUAUGCAGAACCAGCGCUGAUGGUGAGAAAGCCUUGGUUUCAGAAAGCAGAGUUAUCACUAACAAACUAGCAACUGCUGCAGGGCCUAAUUCUGAGCCUGUGGUGAGGGAGAAGGUCUACUUCAACAAGAAAGCUUUGCCGAAACCAGCCCCACCUCCUUCCAGCAAGGAAAACACAGACAAUGAGGAAAGAUCCAGCACCAGAAUGCCUCCUGUAGGAAUGAGCCACCAAGCUGUGAAAAGAAGGGAUCCUUACACUUCCCCUUUGUUCAGAGCGCCAGUGGAGGUGUGCCAGGUACGCUCUACCUUGAGGGAGAGAUGUCUGGAUCGGGACAUCCUUAGAGCCACUGUCACCUUGCAGCAGCCUGUGGAGCUGAAUGGAGAGGAUGAGCUGGUAUUCACUGUGGUGGAGGAGCUAUCUAUAGGCAGUAUUGUAGAGAAGGGUCGCCCAUCCAGCAUUAUCAGCUUUAACAGUGACUGCUCCCUUCAGGCCCUGGCCUCUGGUUCCCGACCUGUCAGCAUCAUCAGCAGCAUCAAUGAUGAAUUUGAUGCAUACACAUCAGCUGUGGGAGGUUCAGAGGUGAACGUUGCAGCGGUCCCACCCCUCCAGGAGGGAGCAAUGGAGUGUAUAGAUAGCAGGGGUUCAUCUAUCAGCUCUUGGCUGAGUGAGGUUAGUGUCUGCACCUUGGAGAGUGAAGGGGCUCCUUCUACGGACGUCUUCCUUCCACAGGCCAAACACAUGGGACCAGAGGCCACCUUUUACUUCGAUUCUCUGGAUAUGUUCCACUGUGUAUCCUCUCCUAGAGAUGCCAAGAACUCCUUAAAUGACAGUGGAUUUAGUUUUUCUGAACUAGACAGUGAUAGUGCAGCCUCAAGCAAACUAUCCUUGACAAAGUGCCCCCCAUCUCCGGAAUCAGCCAAAGGCUCCCUCAGAUUCACACCUAAAAUAACUAAAGCUCAUUCACUUAGCUCCUCCCAACUUCCACAGGGCCCCUCCAUAGUCCACUCUAGUCUUCCCAGGAAGAUUAAACCUACCUCAUCCAUCUCUCAUAGUAGCAGCAGUAGCAGCAGCAGCAGUAGAGAACCACCAAGGCAAGAGGCUAAGCAGGAGGAUCCUUGGCAGCGCAGUGACAACCAUUCAGGACCUCAGUUUUCUGACACGGGCAGCACCAGCAAAUUUCUCAGAAAUCCCCCGAGUGGCAUCCCUUCCAGCAAGACAUCCAACAACAACAGUGUACCUCGCCCACCCAAGGUGCAGGGGUCUACCUCAUCCCAGAGGGUGGUCGAUGGCUGUGAGAAGUCAGCCAGUAACAAUCCACCCAGCAAAAUGCCUCAGCUGAGACGAGGUGCCACCACCCUAGGAACAGUGCCCGUCAUCCAUUCCUCCACAGACUACAAGGGAACCCAAGAUUUUAUUGCAUCUACCACGAGCCUUAAAUUCUCCUCUCUGGGGAAAAACAACAAGGCUAACUCACAGAAAGCGAGCAAUCUCCCUAAACCUGGUUGCACUUCACCACCCCCCCCACCGGUGAGAAAGUCCAGUCUUGACCAUAAGACUAAGACCCUGCUGCCCCAAAGUGCCUUAAAGUCAGCAUAUGGGGAGGCAGGGAGGGCCUCUGGAGCAAGGGCAGCUGUAUCAGAGGAUGAGCUUGAGGUACGUCACAGAGUAGACUCUACCAGUUUCAAAACCUCCAGCCUCAACACAGCCAAAGUUACCUCCAGCCUGAAGGCCAGAGGGCCUAGAGGAGAGGCUGGGCAAUAUUAUGGCAGUCAAAUGUCCCUGGAAAGGUGUGAAAGCCUGUCUUUAUCGGGCUCCAGAUCUGCACUUAGUAGGGAGAAUAGUGGGGCAAGUCUGGGCAGCAGCAAUGGCAAAUCCAGUAAAUCCAUUCCGAGAUUUGGUAUUCCUAAUUCAUCCAGCUCUCCUAUAGCUACCUGCCCAUCAUCCCCAAGUGGAGGAAGUCUUAACAGACCUGGUCAGGUAAAAGCUUCUGUAAAUCCCAGAGCAUUAGGAACAGUCAAUGGUAAUAAGGCACGCUCACUGUCAGCCAACAACUCCAAGGGACUAAGCUCCUCCACCAAAUCUUUGGCCACUCCUGUGACCAGAAAUACCAAUGCCAACCUUCCUCCAUCAGGACGGACAUCAGCUCCUCGAACCACUGCUGCUGUCAGCAGUAAGCCUGGGAGAGGAACUAUUAUGGGCACAAAGCAGGCCAUGAGGGCUGCCAACAGCCGUGUGAGCGAACUGGCAACAGGCAACAUAUCAGGCAAACAUGUGAGAGGUUCAGGAGAUUCAGACAGCGGGAAUGACAGCGGGGUGAACGUGAGUGAUGACAAAUCGCCCAUAGCCAUGCUGCCCUCUCCAUACAGCAAAAUUACAGCACCUAGGCGGCCUCAACGCUACAGCAGCGGCCAUGGCAGUGACAACAGUAGUGUGUUGAGCGGGGAGCUGCCUCCAGCUAUGGGCCGCACAGCUCUUUUCUACCACAGUGGUGGCAGCAGCGGAUAUGAAAGCAUGAUCCGCGACAGUGAAGCCACAGGCAGUGCUUCCUCUGCCCACGACUCUAUGAGCGAGAGCGGCAUGUCAUCUUCAGGCAGAACAAGGAGCUCCAAGUAUCCCAAGAAGAGAGCAAAUGGCUUCCAGAGAAGACGGCUUAUCCCCGCACCCCUGCCAGACACCUCUUCCCUGGGGAAGAAGGCAGGCACAGCAGGCCAGUGGGUGGACUUGCCUCCUAUGUCAGGACCGUUGAAGGAGCCUUUUGAGAUCAAAGUGUAUGAGAUCGAUGAUGUUGAGCGACUCCAGAGGCGGCGUCAGGAAGAAACCACAGAGCAACCAUUCCAGGAUGUUGACAAGGGCCUACAGUAUUUUAACAGUAAACUGAAGAUGCUGGAGAGAAGGCAACAGCAAGUGAGGGAACUGAGGGCAAAGCAUGAAGUGUUGUUGGAGGAGCUGGAAGACACCAAGGCCCGACUGAUGAUGGACCCCAGCAAGUGGAUAGGAGAGUUUGAGGUGGACCAGAAUUUGGAUAAAGAGUCUCCGGAGUACCUAGAGGCCUUGGCACAGGCCACAGAGGAGCUGGAGUUCUGUGUCAAUCUAUGCAAGUCCCGUGUCAUGAUGGUGACCUGCUUUGACAUCAGCAUGCAAACACCUGGUGCUCAGGAGGGACUGUGUGAAGUUGAAGUCUGAGGACAAAAGAAAGUCGAGUUGGAGAAACGAGGAAGUGAGAAAACAAAGGAUGAUGAAAUGUAUCUGUCAGUCUAUAGAUAUCACUGGAAUUAAGAACAACAAAUGACAGAGAUGAGAUGAGAGUGGAUUUUUGCAUUAAAACAGAGGAAAUCUUAACCACCUAGCUACAGUGCCUCGUUGUCCAGGACAUGUUUUAAUGGCAUAGAAAUGAAACGUGAGCACAAAUGCUGUUGCCUGUAUGGCAAGGCAGUGGCCAUCAGUUUCUCAAGCGUCAAUGAGCAACACCUGGAAGUGCCUUUUUUAAUGUUUUGUUUUGAGUCAUUAUUUUUCAUAUGGUGCAGGUAUCUUAAGCAUACCUUAGCAAAUCCUGAACAUAUUGCUUUUAAGAAAAAUAUUUUAUAUUGCAUUGUAUAGUGUAUUUAUAUGAUUAUGUGGUGUGUACAAAUGUCCUUUUAAGGGAAAAAAAAUAAAGAGGAAAAAAGAAAAAGCAAUAAGCUAAUGUUAUUGCGCUCCCAGACUUUGCCUUUUCUCUUGUUUCAAACCUCAGUCAGCGUUUAUCCAUGUUCAUUCAGCCUCUUGCGCCUUAUGUUACCUCUCUGGUUCUGUAGUUUUCUAGAUUUUCAAACUGGACUAUGUUAUCUCAUCAAGGACUGCAUUUGCUGUUGUCACUCAUCGCCUGCCAGCUGGCCUGUGACAGCUAGCAGGGUUGAGUGAAUGUUUUUCCCUCCAGUUGCCUUGAUCAAAAUGGGUCUCAGUGGAUGCACUAAGGUAGAGCAGCAGUUAUGUUGGGGCUUAUUCAGGCUGUGCUUGCCCAUGUUUAUCUCACUGAAAAUGAGAGAUUAAGCCAAAACAUAUCAAUCAGAGGGCCACUGUGAUAGAUAGUGAGUGAUUAUUCUUGAUUCAGCCAUUCUCUCUGUUGCCUCAGUACAGAAUGUGGUCAUGCAACCCUGAGAGACCCAACCCUCCCUACACUAGCCAAUGAGGAUAACAUGAUGAAUGGUUACACUGAUAGCAGUGCUCAUCAGUGAGCCCAAUUUCUCUCCAAAUGGGCUUGGACUGGGUGCUAUCUAUACACUGUAACACAAAGAGGCACAGAUAAGAUAGCACAAGUCUGCUGGCCUCUUAUACAAUACUUUUUCAAGCGCUACCAAGCCUCGGCUCUAUGCAUUCCAAUACAUUUACUGCAACUACUGUAAGAACCUCAAUACUGACUUAAGGGCAGCAACACAGUUUGGCCUCUUUUGUCCCCUGUUCUUUUUUAAAAAUGGGCAAAUUAACAAAGUUGAUCCAGUGUCUCAAACAAAGAGUCAAGAAUUGUUAGUUCCCUGUGAAAUGAUGCAGUGAAUAAGAGCAAAUGAUCAUGACAUUGUUUAGGAAAAUCAAUCAGGAUAUCAGCUCUUUGUAGCUGCCAGAAUGUGCUUGUUAUGAAUCAAACGGCUGACACAGAGAGAACAAAGAUGAUCGGUGAAAAUGAUUGUUGCGAAAAACAAACUGGCUUUGUUGUAUUUUGGUAUGUUUGAUUUCUAUAUCAAUGACAAAUAUGACUUUGUUUUCUUUCUUUUACAAAGAUGUACUCUCUCAGGCCCUCUCUGAAGAUGCUGCAUGAGAUUUUUUAAUCAUUUUUAAGAAUGAUUUCUACUCCAUUUUUACCAUUCUAAUUUUUUACAAUAACUUCAGUUUUCACUAAUGUGGGGUUAGGCUCAUAAAUUAAAUAACUAUUACCAAACCAAGACCUUUUUCCAAGAAAUUAUUAUAUGUAAGGUCAUGUUUCAUAUCAAAACUCAUAUUUUCGAAUAUCUUUGUUUUUGUAUAGGAUUUUCAAACCCUGUGUAUAAAUGUAUGAUAUGGCAGCUUGUGUUUUACUUUUACAGUACAUGUGAAUAAAAUGUUUCUUCUUACUGA